Molecule: messenger RNA, 624 nt
Organism: Microsporum canis CBS 113480
Lineage: Eukaryota; Fungi; Ascomycota; Eurotiomycetes; Onygenales; Arthrodermataceae
Exons: 5
Coding region: 1-624 (207 amino acids)
Source: RefSeq, a predicted model, not a curated record
AUGGAUCGAAACUUCAAAGCCACCGACCUGACAUCCAUCGCACCGACGAGAAGGGGGGCACAGUCAUUCUAUGAGAUCGGCAUUCAAAUCCGCAAGAGCGUUGGAUCUGAGGAUACGAGGCAAUUUAUUACCGAUAUCCUAUCUGACUACGUGAAUGCUACUGCUGCCCUGCAAUCCUCCCUCGACAGAGGUGAGGUCAUGGAUAUUGACGAGUACAUAAACACUCGGAAGCUUACGGCGGGGGUAUACCCGCAGAUGGCUCUCAUUCCCUAUGCCUACCGAAUUGAUCUUCCUGGCUGGUUUCUUGCCCACAGCCUAGUUAAAGACGUAAUGGAGCAGAUUGUUAUCAUAGUCUCAUUUGUUAAUGAUAUCGUCUCUGCUCAUCGUGAGAUAAAACGAGGACAUGUCGAUAAUAUCAUCCCACUGCUGAUUCACCACAGAGGGCUAAGUGCGCAAGAAGCGGUAAACCAUGCAGUUCAAAUGGUGAAGGAGGCGUACCUGACCUUUCAAGCUCUUGAACCGCUUGUUGUCCGCCUUGGAAUGAACGCGGGUAUUGCAAAAGAGGUCCAAAGAUUCCUUGGGGGUUGCAAGGAUCUAGCCAUUGGUACUACAAAGUGGUCGUAA